AAAACCUGCCACCAGUUUAUAUCAUGCUCAUUGAGUGUUCUGAUUUCUCAGUCGAACCUUUAGGAAAUUGGAAGGUCGCCGUGGUGUUAUAGAUAUGGUGUCCGCCUAUCGACCGGGAGAUAACGUGUUCGAUCCCCACUCUGGGAGUGCUCUUUAGAUUUCCCCCAAAGACACCAAGUGCUGGCUCAAGUACAAGGAAACGGACGUGUGGGGGUUUCAAAUAAGCCGAAUGCAUUCUAUGCAAUCGAGAUAAAAUAAAUAGGUUAUUCAAUAGUCCACUAAUUUUUGAGCGGUAAAUAUACAGAAUUUCGGGCCAAAGACAAACACGUAAACAAACUAGAAAUAAGAUCCAUCUACAAAGAUCGUUACGACAAAACUACGAGACAAUUACAAAUUCGUAGUAUUAAAAGAGAUCAUAGAUAUAUUCAAACGACGUGUGUCUGAAAAAAUAACGAGUAAAUUUCUGGUAGUAGUUAAACGGUCAAUGUCUGAUGAUCGGCAACUAACGUCACAGUUCGAAUAUGCAUAUCCUGUGUUUAUCGAAAGCGAUUGUUUGCCGCAAAUCGCGAUGAUCUGGAUAGGUUUAUAGAAAUCAAAGAACUCCUUUCUAAAGAUAUGUCGUCACCAAAUAUUAUAUCACCAAGGUUCCGGUUGCCGAAAAGGCUGGAGGUCUACGUGUGCAUUGGUGACAUUGUGGCUUACGAUGAACCAAGGGCUGGUAUCGUCAACCCAGUUGUUAUCCGUAGUGCUGGUAAAGUAGAUGGAAAAGGCAAGGUUUUCGAGAGACUGAAAGAAGCAGGCGGGAAAGAAUACAUCGCCGACUUAAAUAAUGUCGUACCUCAAGAUGGUUGUGAAUGUGUGCUCACAAAAGGUGGCCAGUUAAAGUCAUUGAUAAUACAUCCAUUACGCAAAGUAAUUAAUGACGAUACGAAGAAAGAUGCCUUUAUCAACAAUAUGAAAGACUCCCUACUUGAGGCUCGGCAAGCAAAUUUACACAAGUUGAUUUUUCCACUGGUUUACUCAGGAUCUGGCGGAAUACCACUCGAAGAAUGUGCCUUCUUCUAUGCUUGCGCAAUCUAUGAAUACGGUCAAAAAUAUAGCGAUAGUCUUCAGGGACCACACCAAAUUUUAUUCGUUGAGCAUGACAUGGAGAAAGCUAAAUCACUCGUGAAUUUAUUCAACGUUUUGUUUCCGACAUUAUUCGCACAUCAUAUGGUCAUUCCAAAAGAUUAUGAUAUCGUGAAGGUAUCACAUGUGUACGUGAAUCAGGCACUGGUGCGUCGGGAACGUGUUAGCAAUACGUAUGAGACAAUUGAACAACAUGGACAAGAGGACAUUGAUAUCGAAAAAGGAGAAAGUUUAAAUGCCGUUCCAGGUAGGCGAUCUAUCCAGGUGGCAGCAGUAAACAUAACACAAGAUGUCAACAUGUUUGCUACACCAGUUUAUGAAAAUAUUGAUUCAGUUAGUGUUUGCGAUAUUGAUGUAGGACAAGAGCAAUCGGUUUCCGACAUAGAUGAAAAUCGAAACCUGGAACUGAACUCAGAUAACACACCGGAUUACGACAUCAUUAAAGACACUAUGAAUGAACAUGAGGCGAACAUGCAUAGAUCAAUUUCUAUUAAUGCAUCUGAUUAUGAAGAAAUAAAAGAGCUUGAUCAGCCUGGAACAAUGAUGGAGAACAAAUCAGCAAUGACCAAAGAGGAACAGACAAUUACUAAAGAGGGACAGACAAUUACUAAAGAGGAACAGACAAUUACUAAAGAGGAACAGUCAAUUACUAAAGAAGAACAGGACAUUUCUACAGCUGAUCAGUCAAAUACUAAUCAGGAACAAGCAAAGACUAAAGAGCCAAACUUUGUUUUGGGUGAAUUUACAUUUGAGAAAACAACGCUUGUAAUUCAACAGUAUGAUAUUCGUGAUGCUGAGGUUGAUGUAAUAGUUUGCCCCGAAUAUCAAAGGGGUGAAUUCGAAUUCGAAGGAUUUGUGCCGAAUGGUAUUAGAUGUGCAUUUGGUGUCGAGAAAGGGACGAUAGAAGAAAAGAUUUUUGAAAGAGAAAGGGUAGCAACAUCAUUCUGCUCUAAAUACAAAUACAAAGUAACCUACGUUUACCAUGUCAAAGCAGCUGUGUUUAAAUUUGGACAGUAUCCAAUUACGAGAGAUUCCGAAGAGAAUCUUCGAACGACUGUGGAGAAAGUGUUUGAUAAGCUACAUCGUCUGAAGAAUCGAAAUAUAAAGACCAUAGCCUUCCCGCUAAUCGGUUCUAUCGAUGUUUCUGACAAAGAUCUGAUCAAAUCAUUGUGCAGUCAUUUUAUAAAGGUGAUAUUCAGGUGUUGUGACAAACGGUGCGGUUCAGACAAACUGGAGGUACAAAUUGUGAACCACUGUCCUACAAUCACAGAAUGGCUUCAAGAAUCUCUGUACAAAACAGCUAAUGGUGAUUAUACCUACUGGUGACCAUGUGACUGGCAGCUACAUGUGAUCACAGAUGUUGGUCAAAAUGGAAAUGUGAGAAAUUUUAUUCAACAGCUGACGAUAUUAACCUAUCGAAGAACACAAUUCGACGUCUUCCUGUUGGUCGAAUUUUGUUGGUAAAAAUGAAAAUAAUAGAAUUAUUAAAUGGAUUUUGAAACCAAA
Dreissena polymorpha is the source of this 2634-nucleotide messenger RNA. RefSeq lists its product as uncharacterized. NCBI's taxonomy places the organism in Eukaryota, Metazoa, Mollusca, Bivalvia, Myida, Dreissenidae. Bases 616 to 2454 code for a protein of 612 amino acids. The record is from RefSeq and is a predicted model, not a curated record. The transcript has 5 exons.